CAUCACUUCACCUCUAAUUCAACACAACCAUCUCCACUCAAAUUUAGUACUAUUUCGCUUUGGUUUUAGAAAAAAAAUGGAGAACAAGGAGGAGGAUGUGAGGGUGGGAGCCAACAAGUUCCCCGAGCACCAGCCGAUCGGCACGGCGGCUCAGAGCCAGGACAAGGACUACAAGGAGCCCCCGCCCGCCCCCCUCAUCGAUGCUGCUGAGUUUGCCUCGUGGUCUUUCUAUAGGGCCGGGAUAGCCGAGUUCAUUGCCACUUUCCUUUUCCUAUACAUCACCGUCCUCACGGUGAUGGGAGUCAGCAAAUCUGACUCCAAAUGUUCAACUGUCGGCAUUCAGGGCAUCGCCUGGGCCUUUGGUGGCAUGAUCUUCGCCCUCGUCUAUUGCACCGCUGGAAUCUCAGGUGGACACAUUAAUCCGGCGGUGACGUUGGGGCUGUUCUUGGCGAGGAAGCUGUCGCUGAACCGUGCGGUUUUCUACAUGGUGAUGCAGUGCUUGGGAGCCAUUUGCGGCGCUGGCGUCGUGAAGGGGUUCGGGAAGAGCCUCUACAUGACCAAGGGCGGCGGUGCCAACGUGGUCGCACAUGGCUACACUAAGGGCAGCGGCCUCGGUGCUGAGAUCAUCGGCACUUUCGUGCUUGUUUACACCGUCUUCUCUGCCACUGACGCCAAGCGCAGCGCCAGAGACUCCCAUGUCCCCAUAUUGGCCCCAUUGCCUAUUGGGUUCGCCGUGUUCUUGGUGCACUUGGCAACAAUUCCCGUCACCGGAACAGGUAUCAACCCUGCCCGGAGUCUCGGAGCUGCCAUCAUCUACAACAAGAGCCACGCCUGGGAUGAUCAUUGGAUAUUCUGGGUCGGACCUUUCAUCGGAGCGGCGUUGGCAGCUCUCUACCAUCAAGUGGUGAUAAGGGCCAUUCCAUUCAAGAAGUGAUGGAAACCAUCCAAUUUUUAGAAUAAUUGGAUUUUCUCAAAUUAUUUUCUCUUUUUCUUUUUGUUAUUUUGUACCAUUUGGUUUGCCAGCUUAUUGUAUUGUAAAUUAUAUGGUUUGUCAUGAGAGGCCAGUGUGUAGGCCAAGGCAAUAAGUUGCCAACCUAUGUGAUUUGGAAAGGGAUUUUUAAUUAUUUUAAUGAAAAUUCCUUCACGAGAUUUGGUGA
Molecule: messenger RNA, 1157 nt
Organism: Salvia splendens (bonfire salvia)
Lineage: Eukaryota; Viridiplantae; Streptophyta; Magnoliopsida; Lamiales; Lamiaceae
Product: probable aquaporin PIP1-4
Exons: 4
Coding region: 77-934 (285 amino acids)
Biological process (GO): transmembrane transport
Cellular component (GO): membrane
Molecular function (GO): channel activity
Source: RefSeq, a predicted model, not a curated record